AUGGAUGCUACCAUUUACCAGAUCAUAUUCGGGGAGCUCGGGGACUUGAAUUGUAGUUUGAUAGAUGCUUUCCAGGACACUUUUUUGGAAAACGCUUCAUUGUCAUUGCUGAGCGCUGAUGGUCUAUAUUGCAAUGCCACAACCGAUGAGAUUGGAACCUGCUGGCCGCGGAGCAGCACCGGAAGGAUAGUAGAGAGACCCUGCCCUGAGUACAUCAAUGGGGUGAAGUACAACACAACGAGGAGUGCUUACAGGGAAUGCAUGGAUAAUGGGACGUGGGCGUUGAAGAGCAAUUACUCCAAUUGCGAGCCCAUUUUGGAGGAGAAGAGAAAAUAUCCCAUGCAUUACAAAAUAGCGCUGAUCAUCAACUACCUAGGCCACUGUAUCUCCGUGGGAGCUCUAGUCGUGGCCUUCAUUCUCUUCUUGUGCUUAAGGAGCAUACGAUGCCUUCGAAACAUCAUCCACUGGAACUUGAUCACCACCUUCAUCCUGAGGAAUGCCAUGUGGUUUUUGCUUCAGCUGAUUGACCACAAUAUCCACGAGAGCAAUGAGCCUUGGUGUCGAUUAAUUACAACGAUAUACAACUACUUUGUGGUGACAAACUUUUUCUGGAUGUUCGUUGAAGGCUGUUACCUUCACACAGCCAUUGUAAUGACUUAUUCAACCGAUAAACUCCGAAAGUGGGUCUUCCUUUUCAUCGGCUGGUGUAUUCCAUGCCCUAUAAUAGUUGCCUGGGCCAUAGGAAAGUUGUAUUAUGAAAAUGAACAAUGUUGGUUUGGUAAAGAACCUGGAAAAUAUAUGGACUACAUUUACCAGGGACCAGUUAUUCUUGUACUUCUGAUUAACUUUGUUUUCCUCUUCAACAUAGUAAGAAUUCUUAUGACCAAACUAAGAGCUUCAACCACAUCUGAAACAAUACAGUACAGAAAAGCCGUGAAAGCAACACUAGUCCUGCUACCUCUGCUGGGCAUCACCUACAUGCUCUUCUUUGUGAAUCCGGGGGAGGACGACAUCUCACAAAUCGUUUUCAUCUAUUUCAACUCCUUUUUGCAGUCCUUUCAGGGGUUCUUCGUGUCAGUGUUUUACUGCUUUCUAAAUGGAGAGGUACGUUCUGCAGUGAGGAAGCGGUGGCACCGCUGGCAGGACAACCACGCCCUUCGAGUGCGAGUGGCACGAGCCAUGUCCAUCCCGACAUCUCCGACCAGGAUCAGCUUCCACAGCAUCAAGCAGACAACAGCUGUGUGA
Messenger RNA from Chelmon rostratus (copperband butterflyfish), 1245 nucleotides. RefSeq names its product corticotropin-releasing factor receptor 2 (gene crhr2). Bases 1 to 1245 code for a protein of 414 amino acids. Gene Ontology annotation, biological process: adenylate cyclase-modulating G protein-coupled receptor signaling pathway; cell surface receptor signaling pathway; long-term synaptic potentiation. The transcript is spliced from 12 exons. Lineage: Eukaryota; Metazoa; Chordata; Actinopteri; Chaetodontiformes; Chaetodontidae. Gene Ontology annotation, cellular component: dendrite; axon terminus; plasma membrane. Gene Ontology annotation, molecular function: G protein-coupled peptide receptor activity; corticotrophin-releasing factor receptor activity; peptide hormone binding. The record is from RefSeq and is a predicted model, not a curated record.